Messenger RNA from Neoarthrinium moseri, 1443 nucleotides. RefSeq lists its product as uncharacterized. The transcript has 2 exons. The coding region runs from base 1 to 1443 and encodes 480 amino acids. Lineage: Eukaryota; Fungi; Ascomycota; Sordariomycetes; Amphisphaeriales; Apiosporaceae. Gene Ontology annotation, cellular component: Golgi apparatus. The record is from RefSeq and is a predicted model, not a curated record. Gene Ontology annotation, biological process: Golgi organization; protein secretion.
AUGCUUGCGACCAUGACGUCGGUACCCGGUCCUUCGGCGGGAACGCACUGGCCCACAGCCUCAGCCCAUUCCGCAAAUGCCCCACGAACUUCCGGUAACGGCCCCUCCGGGAUCCUGCACCGCAUGGAGACAGGACAACGACCAUCAUCCGUAUUGGACAGCGAUAGCCGGGGUCGUUUGAUGAGCUGUACACGCAUAGGCUCUCUCGGUCUAGAACUCGAUAUUCAACAGCGCUGCCACAUCACGAACCUCGCCCCAUUGGUUCCGGCACGGCGAGUGGGACCUCACCGCUUCGGACAGCUGGAUCUUGGGCUCUUGACGCCUGAAUACGGCGCAACAGCUCGGCGGCCCGUCGAGAUUGCAUGCAACUGGAUGUGCAUCGGGCUCGUCGCAACCUCGCACCCCAAGUAUGCGGUGAUCGCGCUGGACUCGCGCGAGGAGUACAUCUUGCGGCCGACAUCACGGCCGCACUUCUGGACGCACCAGCCCUCAGGAAACGUCGUCCUGUCGUCACGCGACCUGCUGCGCCGCGAGCACGGCACAUGGAUGGGCAUCACGCGGUCCGGCCGUCUGGCUAUACUGACCAACUUCCGCGAGACGGUGCCAGACUCCGACUCCCACCAGGUUUACGGGCUCAAGAGCCGUGGCGAGAUCGUCAACGCGUGGCUCGGGGCUCCGGCGAAUGAGGACCUGGAUGCAUUCGUGGGGCGCAUGGUCGGGGACCGGGUGUUGACGGGCGUUGGUGGGUUUUCGCUCAUCUGUGGUGACUUACGGCCUAGAGGGAAGGAUGUGAAAGAAAGCAAUGGGGAUGGCCAAUCUGGACGCCGUGAACUUCUACCCAUGGCUGUCAUCUCGAAUCGUAGCGAGGCAGUGGACGGUGUGCCCCGGAUCGCAGGGAAAAGGGGCGAUGUGUGGGGCUUAAGCAACACGAUAUAUGAAGACCCGCCAACGUGGCCAAAGAUCAUCCACGGCAGGCGGCUGGUGAAAGAGGCUGUUGAUACUGCUGUCGCUGAGGAUGCGGACGAGGAGAGGUUGGUGGACCUACUGUUCUCCGUGCUCGACACGAAUAUGAUGCCUCCAAGAGAUGCCGGGGUGGAACACGAGAAGUACGUCGACCUGCUGAAGAACUCGAUAUUCUGCCCAGCCAUCACCGAUGAGCAGAGAGACAAGGACAUGGCGGCGGCGGUUGCCCGGGGCAAGAUGAAGCCCGCAUUUGACGAAAUUGAAGACGAGAGCCGCGAGGCCGCAGAGCAGAACCCGCCGGGUGGCGCUGCGAUAUUUGAUAAAGGGGCAUAUGGCACGCAGAGGCAGACGAUCAUUCUCGUGGACUGGGAGGGCCGAGUCACAUACAUAGAAAGGGCGUUGUGGGAUGCCCAUGGAAAUCCCAUAGAACGUGGGAAAGGCGAUGUCAAGAUCAACUUCGACAUUGAAGGGUGGAAUUGA